Molecule: messenger RNA, 3123 nt
Organism: Cicer arietinum (chickpea)
Lineage: Eukaryota; Viridiplantae; Streptophyta; Magnoliopsida; Fabales; Fabaceae
Product: GABA transporter 1-like
Source: RefSeq, a predicted model, not a curated record
CAUUCUCAAGUCUCAACCGAUUGUUGCUUUCCAUGCGUCCAAGGUUUCAGCUCCUCGUAAGGAAAAGUCAACAGAUAAGUGAAAAGUCAACCGAUUGUUGUGACAAGUGAUGUAGCAAAGUCCAACUAGAAUAAGAAAAGGAAGAUAAAAUUGAAAUUGUUGAUAGGCAUGAUAAUAAUGUUUAGAAGAAACAUAGACAUAGGCAUUCAUAGGAGCUGAACCCGAAUGGAUUCACCAGAGUCAAUGGUAGAGGUAGGAAGAAGAGAAGCAGAGGAAGAAGAGGAAGAAGGAGUCAGUGGUAAAGGAACAUGGAAGCAUGCAGCUUUCCAUGUUGCUACCACAAUUGCUACCCCUGCAGCUUAUGCCCCUUUGCCCUUUGCUCUUGCUUCUCUCGGUUGGCCUCUUGGUGUGAGUAGUUUGGUGAGUGCAACAAUAGCCACUUGGUACUCAAGCAUUUUGAUAGCUUCUUUGUGGAAAUGGAAUGGGGAGAAGCACCUUACCUAUAGACAUCUUGCACACAGUAUUUUUGGAUUCUGGGGGUACUGGUCUAUUGCCUUAUUCCAGCAGGUAGCUUCUCUGGGAAACAACAUUGCUAUCCAGAUUGCAGCUGGUAGCAGCCUUAAGGCAGCUUACAAGCAUUAUCACGCAGAUGGAAAAUUGUCCCUACAACAUUUUAUUAUUUUUUUUGGAAUCGUUGAACUAUUGCUCUCUCAACUUCCUAAUAUUCACUCACUAAGAUGGAUAAAUGCAUUGUGCACUUUUAGCACAAUUGGAUUUGCUGCUACAACCAUUGGUGUUACCAUUUACAAUGGGAAGAAGAUUGACAGAACAUCAGUAAGUUAUAGUUUGCAAGGUAGUUCUGCAUCAAAGUCCUUCAAAGCCUUCAAUGCCCUCGGGACCAUCGCAUUUUCAUUUGGCGAUGCAAUGCUUCCAGAAAUACAGAAUACAGUGAAAGAACCUGCAAAGAACAAUAUGUACAAAAGCAUAUCAGCAGCAUACACUGUGAUUGUUUUGACUUAUUGGCAGCUAGCCUUCUGUGGAUAUUGGGCUUUUGGAUCACAAGUCCAACCUUACAUUUUAGCUUCUCUAUCUAUUCCAAAAUGGACUGUAGUUAUGGCAAAUUUAUUUGCAGCUAUUCAAAUAUGUGGAUGCUUUCAGAUUUAUUGCAGACCAACAUAUGCUUAUUUUGAGGGAAGGAUGAUGUCCAACAAAUCAACCAAUCACUUUCCCUUGAGAAUUCAACUGAUAAGACUUUUAUUUACUUCCAUAUACAUGAUUCUUGUUACACUUAUUGCUGCAGCUAUGCCUUUUUUUGGGGAUUUUGUUUCCAUUUGUGGGGCAAUUGGGUUUACUCCUUUGGACUUUGUGUUUCCUGCUUUAGCAUACCUUAAAGCUGGGAACAUAGUCAAGAACUCCAAACUUGGCCUUUUGAUGAAGCCACUCAAUAUUUUAAUAGCUAUAUGGUUUUCAAUUGUUGCUAUCUUGGGUUGCAUUGGUGCAGUAAGGUCCAUAGUGGAAGAUAUCAAGAACUACAAAUUCUUCCAUGAUAUGUAAAAGAAUUUUAACUCACCCAAAAGUUCUUUUACCAUUUUGUUUUUGGUUGAAUAGUAGUAUUACAUAUUUUUUUGUCCUAAUCAACUUUAGUACAGCAACUAUAAAACUAAAUAAAUCAUGGUUUAUAAGAUUCAGAAUAUCAUGGUUUGCUGAUAAUAAUAUCAUUAAAGUGGUGAUGAACGGAUUCCGCGCUUGUGAUAAUUUUGUUCCACAAUUAUGCACACAAUUCAAUUCCAACAUAACAUAUUGAUAUCUGGUAUUAUUGGUGCCUUUUCUUUCAUCCUUUUUACAUAUAAAAUUCAAGUGUCUCCUAUUUCUUAAGUUUAACUAUAGUAUUGGCUAAAAAAUAACUUGACAAGAGUAAAAAUGAGUUUAAUAGGUAUUAGCAUAUGUCGCAAUAACAUAUGCAUCCGAACUGAAUAUCAAACUAAAAAUAAUUUACCUUUUAUUUUUUAACGAAACGAAAUUGAUUUUCUCCUCCUAAAAAAAGUGAUGCGUAGAUACGAUAUGUUAAAAAACAUGUAAUAAUUCUUCAGUUUGUUUUAAAAAAAUCUUCACAAGUUGGGACUUGGUUUUUUUUUUAUUUUUGACGAAAUGACCUAUCAUUAUUUUUGUUGUUGGCAAAGCUAACCUUAUUGAUCCGUGCAUUUUUGACAUUACAUUAGUCAAAACUUGAUCAAAGAUGAAAUCACGUGAUAUCAGCAUCCACACACUCACAUACCCGCCAACUUCAAUUCUUGAGGGUUAGGGAUUUGGAGUUCAUAAAAAUCAAAUCAACCCCUAAAAAUAGAAACAGAAAUAGAAAAAGUGUGAUCCAAUGUCUUCCAUUACCCCAACUCCAACUUCCCCACUCACCCCACGCGCCAACACACCCUCCAACUACCCCACGCGCCGUCCAUGGGACAACUUCUUCUCCCUCCAAACCUUCACGACCCCUUACUCCAUCGCCGAAGCCACCCACCGCCUGAAGCGCAACCUUAACCAUUUCCGCGUUAACUACACCACCAUUCUCCUCUUCAUUCUCUUCCUCAGCCUUCUCUGGCACCCCCUCUCUCUCAUCGUCUUCCUCGCCAUCUUCGCCGCCUGGUUCUUCCUCUUCUUCUACCGAAACCACCCCGUCGUCAUUCUCCGCUGCACAAUCGACGACCGUAUCCUCCUCGCCGCACUAUCGACGCUCACUGUCGUCGCCCUCGUUUUCACCGGCGUCUGGCUCAAUGUCUUGGUGUCGAUUCUCGUCGGCGCCGCGGUGGUUGUGUUGCAUGCGGCUUUUCGAAGCACUGAGGAUUUGUAUUCAGAUGAAGUUGAUAUCUUCGAUGGAGGAUUGCUUUCGGUUGUUGGUAAUAGCUUCACCGCCAAGCGAACAGGGUACACUAGGAUAUCGUAAAUUUAGUUCAUUUUCGUUUUAUCUCUCACCUGCAUUUUUCAUAUAUACUAUUUCUAGAAAAAUAGAGCUUCACUUUUUUGCAAUUUCUUAAAUCAAAAUGUGAAAUGCCGCCAAUAUAAUAGUGUUGCCAUGCUGUUAGUUUGUAAAUUCUUGGUUAGAUUGAAUGGAAGCAUUCAUUUUGUGUA